AUGGCCGAGAGUGAAGUCUGGCGAAUCAAUCACAUUGGCAGUAUGUCUGGUGGCGGGUGGAACUUUGUGGACCAUGUCGCUGUAGGAUCUGAAUUUUUGGCCAAGAUCUCCAAGAAAAUAGUUGCCAAGGGCUCAGCCUACUUUCUGAAGGGCGACUGCUAUUCCUCAACUAUGCUGUUCAAUACUUUGUUUUUCUUUGCUAGUUUCGCAGCCGCUUCCAACAGCAAUGCCCCCGUCGCUGUUGAUGAAGAUGGCAAAGUCACCGGCGUGACGGAAGCUGUCAUCGCCCACAAUGGAGCAAAGUCUGUCGUCCUCGCCAUCUGGGAGAAGGACUUGACCACAGGUCGGACCUCUACUGGUCUUUGGGAUGCCGAAUUCGCCAAUCUUCUACAAUACGACUGUAGCGACCGUGUCUCGGCCGUUGCCUUUGGCAUAGAGGUUGAGUUCAACGCCAACGACAAGGGUGCCGGCAGUGUCUCCAUCAAUGGCAUCGAACACCCCAUCGCCGCUGGCGUUGAUGCCGCGGCAGGCAUCAGCUGUUCAAGGAUCUACAGUCAUCAGCAGGCAUCUGCGGAGUGCUACAUCCCACUUGAGCAAAUCAUUCAGACUCGCGACCUGCCAGGUCUUGAGGGCAAUAGCACGGUCGAGUGCUACCCCGACGGUAUUGGUCUCGACCCCUCGCUACUCAUCGGUGUUUCCUGGGAUACCGAGGAGGGACUUGCGGCCGACCUCAUCUCCAAUGUCUUUGACGCCGAUGUUGAAGAGAGCAACCAAAAAGUAAGGCAGGGGCCGUCAAUUGAGCGUCGCCAGCUGGAUAGGGCCCGACCACACCCGAAUCCGGUGCCUUACAGGUACCGUCGACACCGUACUAUUGCACAAAUUGAUUGUACACAUGGCCGCGUCUGCAGCACUGGUGAAGAGACUUCUUAUUCAGUGACUCAUACUGCCACCUUCAACUUUGCAGGGCUCGGCAGGCUAGAGUGGAUCUCUGGUGGCUACUCCGUGUCCUAUACAUGGGGACAAUCCAAGAUCUACAAUUGCGAGGGUGAACGUGGGGAUAUUAUCUGUCUGAAGCAUCGGCGGUAUUUCCAGGGCUACCGUGCCGAGCUCAUGAGACACGAUUUCUGGGGCAAUCCUUAUGAAAAGGUUAGGGACAUCUGGAUCCGAUCACCAAUUCAGGCAGAGUCCCACAACGGCGAUGGACACUACUGUGUCAUCAACGGUUGCCACGGCGAAGGCAAUACUCACUGGCAACAUGUGGGGCCUGGCCUUCUCAAAGUUGCUUAA
Messenger RNA from Verticillium nonalfalfae, 1287 nucleotides. RefSeq lists its product as uncharacterized. The coding region runs from base 1 to 1287 and encodes 428 amino acids. The record is from RefSeq and is a predicted model, not a curated record. The transcript is spliced from 5 exons. NCBI's taxonomy places the organism in Eukaryota, Fungi, Ascomycota, Sordariomycetes, Glomerellales, Plectosphaerellaceae.